Molecule: messenger RNA, 2584 nt
Organism: Capra hircus (goat)
Lineage: Eukaryota; Metazoa; Chordata; Mammalia; Artiodactyla; Bovidae
Gene: NDUFB2
Product: NADH:ubiquinone oxidoreductase subunit B2
Exons: 3
Coding region: 70-396 (108 amino acids)
Cellular component (GO): mitochondrial inner membrane
Source: RefSeq, a predicted model, not a curated record
GUCACCGGGCGGGUGCCAGCGGAAGUGACGUGUAGCGGCGGAGCGGCCUGGGUAACGGCCGGACGAACGAUGGCUGGCAUGUCGGCUCUGAAGCGACUGGCGCCUUUCGCUCACGUUGGAGGCCACCUCUUCAGAGGCCGCUGCGCGCGGGCGGUUGGAGCCGGUGGCGUCCGUCGGGCUGGUGGAGGUGCGCACAUUGAGCCGCGGUACAGACAGUUCCCGCAGCUGACCAGAUCCCAGGUGAUCCAGGCCGAGUUCUUCAGUGCGACCAUGUGGUUCUGGAUUCUCUGGCGCUUCUGGCACGACUCAGAUGCUGUGCUGGGUCACUUUCCUUAUCCUGACCCUUCCCAGUGGACGGAUGAGGAAUUGGGUAUCCCUCCGGAUGAUGAAGACUGAAAACGGAGGCUCAGCUCUUGCCAAAUGGGUGCACCCCAUGUUUCUUGUUAUGUUUAACAUUUGUCUGUAAACAUGUUUUGACUUUGCACCUAUGAUGGUUCCAAAGAAACAGUGCAUUUUAUAACAGCAUAAAGAAUAAUUAACACAUCAUGUCUAAUUUCUGCUUUUCCUGUUUCCACAUUUGCUGUCAUUCUGCCCCUUCUUCCCCUUAUACACUUUUAGUCUCAUCUUCCUUUUCCUUUUAUGUUUUAAAAAAUUACUUUUUCUUAAGCUUUGUUACAGUAUAGGAUCCCAUUUGUCUGUCUAUUGAUCAAAGACUUUAAGCACCAGCUCUGCUGGGCAAGAUAGAUAGGGAGCUUGUUUGUAGUUGCAAAAAUAAUUCUAAUGAAAAAUUUGAGCAUAUGGGAAUGUUACAUAUUGGAAUUGUGUGGAAAUUAACUCUUUCAACAGUAAAAGGUUAUGGCCCUUUCAUUUUGCAGAUCAGGAGGUUUUUCUUUCAAAAGGAAGAUACUGGGAGGAAUUCUUUUCCUCACAAAUCCUUCAGGGAUUAAGACAUUGUCAUUUAAAAUGUUUUUAAAUUAAUCACUGCAUGGAUAAUAGAUGUAAAAUAAAGCCCAGACUCUUAAAGCUUUUAAAAGAAAGCACAGGAGACUAUCUUAAUAAUCUUAAGGCAGACAAAAAACUUUUGGAGAAGAAACAAAAGUACUGAUUAAACAAUAAAUUUUAUUUAGCCUCAUCAAAAAUUUCUGCUAUCAAAAGAUACCAUUAAGGACUGAAAUAUAUAAGCCACUAAUUUGGGAAAAAUAUAGCAUCUGUAUCCAACAAAGGGCUUGUAUCUGGUGUAUGUAAAGAACCCCUGUAAUCAUAAAUUAGAUUGAACAAUCCAACUGAAAAAUGGCCAAAAGCCUUGAGCAGAUACUUCACAAACGAAGAUACAUGAAUGGCCAAUGAUCACAUGAAAAAGGCUCUUAAUGUCAUUAAUCACCAGGGAAAUAUACAUUAAAGCUACAGUAAGAUAUCUUUUAUACUUACUAGGAUGGCUAAAAUAGGACUGACAACUUUUAACUGUUAGUGACAGUUUGGAGCAACUAGCAACAUUUGCUAGUAAGAGUGUAAAACAGUACAGUGAUUUUGUAGAAUUGUUUGGCAGCUUCUAAUGAAGUUAAACAUGUGUAUCCUAGGAUUCAGCAACUGUAUUCCUAGGAUUUACUCAACAGAAAUGAAAACUAUAUUUCCAUAAAAGACAUGUACAAAAUUUUGCAUAAUAUCUCCAAAUUAGACCUAAUUGUACAUCAAUGAGAGAAUGGAUAAACAUAUUACAGUAUGUUCAUUCAACCGAAUAAUAAUUCAGCAAUUAAAAACAAGCUAUAAGACACGAUCAUUUAGAUGAAUCUGAGUCAUCAUAUUAAGCAAAAGGAGUGAACGUCACUUAAAAGUACAUAAUGAAUAAUUCCAUUCAUAUGAAGUCUACAAACUGGUGAAACUGUAGAGGUAGGGUGGGUAUAUACAGUUGUCAAAAUUCAUUGAAUUAAACCCUUAGUAUCUGCAUAUUUUUAAUUACACCUCCAUAAAAAUGUAAAAAACAUAAAAACCAUUGCACAUUAAUAAUUGCCAUCAUUCAAAACACCUUGGAAAUUGUUUUAAAGAAUAGGAAGCAUUAAGUCACAGUUAAGUGUUCCUGUUAAAUCAGACUACUAGUAUUGCUGUUAUUUUAAUUAGAAGUAGUUUACUGACAUAAAAAUUACAGCAGUUUUGAGUAUGUGGGGGUGGGGGGUGGGGACAAACAGUUAAGCUGUUGUACAGCUUGUUUUGUGUCUCUGGCUUUGCUAUGGACCAGGCAGAGGUCCCCGUCCUCACCAGGCCUCUUUGUUUCUCUGGGGUUAAUAGGUCUGCAGCGCUAGCCUCUCCUGUGUUCUCAUAUAUUUUCCAAUAUUCCUGCACACAGUCAUUAACAUUUUAAUGAUUAGACUGUAAGCCUGUUGAGAAAGCAAGGUGAUUUCACUCCUCUGCAAGGCCACUCAAAUGAUUGAUGCUCAGUAAAUGCUUGAAUAAUUGAAUGGACAAGAGCGAUGGAUUUGAAGCUUUCCAACUUUUGUUUCCCUGCAGGAGCCAGGUGAGAAUUUCAAGAAAUUAAGGACAUCAUAUUGUAUAUUAAAGUUGUAAAUUAAAGUGUGUUGGUCAAGAAUGA